This is a messenger RNA of Rhineura floridana, 5417 nucleotides long. RefSeq names its product pumilio RNA binding family member 2 (gene PUM2). The transcript is spliced from 22 exons. Bases 220 to 3702 code for a protein of 1160 amino acids. NCBI's taxonomy places the organism in Eukaryota, Metazoa, Chordata, Lepidosauria, Squamata, Rhineuridae. Gene Ontology annotation, biological process: miRNA processing; regulation of mRNA stability. The record is from RefSeq and is a predicted model, not a curated record. Gene Ontology annotation, molecular function: mRNA 3'-UTR binding. Gene Ontology annotation, cellular component: cytosol; cytoplasm.
GCUGGUGGCUGAACGCACGUCCCCGCCCUCCCCCUAUGGCCUUCCCCCUAUGGCCUUCCCUUUGUGUUGUAGAGGACAAGGCCUGUUCGGCAGCCCCGCGCUGCUGGAGGCGAGGAAGCCAUCCGGGGGGGAGGAGAAAGGAGGGGGGUGAAGAAGAGAAAAGAAAGACGAACGUCUGUGUGGGUGUGGUGGUUGGUUGGUUGGUUGGACGGAGUCAGUAUGGUGCUUCUGAGGACGUUUGAACGGGUUCGCUCUGCGGAUGAAAUGAAUCAUGAGUUUCAAGCUCUUGCACUAGAAUCUCGGGGAAUGGGAGAGCUGCUACCUGCCAAAAAAUUUUGGGAACCAGAUGAUCCAGCAAAGGAUGGACAAAAAGGCAUAUUCCUUGGUGAUGAAUGGAGAGAAACUGCCUGGGGAGCAUCUCAUCACUCUAUGUCACAGCCUAUUAUGGUUCAGAGAAAGUCUGGGCAUGUUUUUCAUGGAAACAGUGAAGUGAAUGCUGUCUUAUCGCCUCGAUCAGAGAGUGGUGGCCUUGGCGUGAGCAUGGUAGAAUAUGUGUUAAGUUCUUCUCCAGCAGAUAAAUUGGACUCCCGAUUUAGGAAAGGAGCUUUUGGCACCAGAGAAGCUGAAACAGAUGGACCUGAGAAAGACCAGAAAGGCAAAGCUUCGCCAUUUGAGGAGGACAAAAACAGAGAUCUUAAACAAGACGAUGAUGAUGUUACUAAAAUAAAUGGCAGAGGUUUGCCAAAUGGAAUGGAUGCUGACUGCAAAGAUUUUAACAGUCGUACUCCUGGAAGUCGGCAAGCCUCCCCAACUGAAGUAACUGAGCGCCUGGGGCCUAACCCAAGCACUGCUGAAGGAUUGGCUUCCCUUCCUAAUCCUGCAACCCACAAGCCACUAGUGGAAGAAUUUUCAAAUUCUGAAUCUCAGAAUUUGGAUGCUAUGGAACAAGUGGGUCUUGAUUCUCUGCAGUUUGAUUAUCCUGGAAAUCAGGUACAAAUGGACUCUUCAGGAGCUACUGUGGGACUCUUUGAUUACAAUUCCCAGCAGCAGCUUUUUCAGAGGACUAACCCUCUCACUGUCCAGCAGUUAACAGCAGCUCAGCAACAACAGUAUGCGCUGGCAGCAGCACAGCAACCACACAUAGCAGGUGUGUUUUCGGCAGGCUUGGCUCCAGCUGCUUUUGUGCCAAACCCAUACAUUAUCAGUGCUGCUCCACCAGGUGCUGACCCAUACACAGCAGCGGGUUUAGCUGCAGCAGCUACAUUAGCAGGGCCAGCAGUGGUUCCUCCUCAAUAUUAUGGAGUUCCUUGGGGAGUGUACCCAGCCAACUUAUUUCAGCAACAAGCAGCAGCUGCAGCAAACAACACAGCCAAUCAGCAGACUGCAUCACAGGCACAACAAGGACAGCAGCAGGCUUCAGCUGGGUUCAGUGUUGCAAGCCAGCCUGUCAAAGCAACAAAACCAGCAACAACCCCCCACCCACUAAAACGAAGCAGCAAAGCCCAAACUGAGAAAGGAACAGAGAACCAGGUAUGGGACCAAGCUGUGAGGGUAACUCCUGCUCAAACCUUCCUGCUUAAAACAAGUGCUGGCUCUGAAGUUGGGAAUGCCCCUGCUGUUGACUCACACCCACCUCACCUCUACUUUCAGGUUCUUCGUACUGGAGGAAGUCAGCGUCCUCUUACUCCCAAUCAGGGUCAGCAAGGGCAGCAGGCAGAGUCACUUGCAGCAGCUGCGGCAGCAAAUCCAACUUUGGCUUUUGGUCAGGGUCUUGCCACAGGCAUGCCAGGCUAUCAAGUCCUAGCCCCCACUGCCUAUUAUGAUCAGACAGGUGCAUUGGUGGUAGGUCCUGGGGCCAGAACUGGACUUGGAGCACCUGUCAGAUUGGUGGCUUCAACACCUGUUAUCAUCAGUUCUGCAGCUGCCCAAGCAGCUGCAGCAGCUUCAGCUGGAGGAACAGCAAACAACCUCACAGGAGCCACAAAUGGGCUUUUUCGGCCCCUUGGUGCCCAGCAGCAGCAGCAGCAGCAGCAGCAGCAAACAAACAAUAGUCUACAGUCUAAUUCUUUUUAUGGCAACAAUACUUUGACCAAUAACUCCCAGAGCAGUUCACUUUUUUCACAUGGACCUGGCCAACCAGGAAGCACAUCCCUUGGCUUUGGAAGCAGUAGCUCCUUAGGAGCUGCUAUUGGCUCUGCACUUGGUGGAUUUGGCGCAUCUGUUGGCAGUUCUGCAAGUAGUAGUGCCACAAGGAGAGAGUCUCUAUCUACUAGUUCUGACUUGUACAAAAGAUCUAGUAGCAGCCUAGCACCCAUAGGGCAGCCAUUUUACAAUAGUCUGGGAUUUUCCUCCUCUCCAAGCCCAAUAGGCAUGCCUCUGCCAAGCCAAACUCCAGGACAUUCACUUACGCCACCGCCAUCACUUUCAUCACAUGGAUCCUCAUCCAGUUUGCAUUUAGGAGGACUGACCAACGGUAGUGGUCGCUAUAUCUCUGCAGCACCUGGAGCAGAAGCAAAGUAUCGCAGUGCAGCAAGCACCUCCAGCCUUUUUAGCUCCAGUAGCCAGUUGUUUCCUCCCUCACGUCUCCGUUACAGUAGGUCUGACAUUAUGCCUUCUGGACGUAGUAGGUUACUGGAAGAUUUCCGAAACAAUCGCUUCCCUAAUCUUCAACUAAGAGACCUAGUUGGACACAUAGUUGAGUUCUCACGGGACCAGCAUGGCUCUAGAUUUAUACAACAGAAACUUGAAAGGGCUACUCCAGCUGAGCGUCAGAUGGUAUUUAGUGAGAUUCUUCAAGCAGCAUAUCAGCUGAUGACAGAUGUGUUUGGAAAUUAUGUAAUACAGAAGUUCUUUGAGUUUGGAAGCAUUGACCAGAAGUUAGCACUUGCAACGCGCAUUCGUGGACAUGUUCUCCCAUUAGCUCUACAGAUGUAUGGUUGUCGUGUCAUUCAGAAAGCACUCGAAUCUAUCUCCCCAGACCAGCAGGUAAUUAAUGAAAUGGUGAAGGAGCUGGAUGGUCAUGUCCUGAAAUGUGUGAAGGAUCAAAAUGGAAACCAUGUAGUACAAAAGUGUAUUGAAUGUGUCCAGCCCCAGUCACUCCAAUUUAUUAUUGAUGCUUUCAAAGGACAGGUGUUUGUGCUUUCAACUCAUCCUUAUGGCUGCAGAGUAAUUCAACGUAUUCUGGAGCACUGCACUGCUGAACAGACACUUCCCAUUUUAGAAGAACUACAUCAACAUACAGAACAGCUUGUGCAGGAUCAAUAUGGAAACUAUGUUAUCCAACAUGUGCUGGAACAUGGUCGUCCUGAAGACAAGAGUAAAAUUGUGUCAGAAAUCAGAGGAAAAGUUUUAACUCUAAGUCAGCAUAAAUUUGCCAGCAAUGUGGUAGAAAAAUGUGUAACUCAUGCAUCUCGUGCUGAAAGAGCUUUGCUUAUUGAUGAAGUGUGUUGCCAGAAUGAUGGUCCUCACAGUGCCUUAUACACCAUGAUGAAGGACCAGUAUGCAAACUAUGUUGUUCAGAAGAUGAUUGACAUGGCUGAACCUGCUCAGCGAAAGAUUAUAAUGCACAAGAUUCGGCCUCAUAUUACAACCCUGCGUAAAUAUACCUAUGGCAAACAUAUCCUUGCCAAGCUGGAAAAGUAUUACCUGAAGAACAGUGCUGAUCUGGGGCCAGUUGGAGGGCCACCAAAUGGAAUGCUUUAAGGACACAUUCAAAAAAUCUAGAAGAUAACUUUUAUUGUGAAUUAUCAAAACAUACAACUUAACUAAAAUGUUGUGAUUUUUUUAUUAAAAAAACCCCUAUUUAUUGACUCUUCAUCCAUUUGUAAAAAUUUUAUUCAUGUGUAUAUUUGGGGGGAAUGAAUUGCAACAUAUUGCCAUUUCUUAUCAAAGACCUAUCAGAUUGCAUGGCUCACAAAGCACAGAAUGCCUGUAAAUGAUGUAACUAUCAGAAUAGCUCUCACAUUUUGUAAAUUUUUACCUUGUAAAGUCACUGAAUAAAAUAGUUUUUAAAGGGAAAAAGUACAGUAUUCUUUUAAUAUACUGGCUUACAAUCUGGUAGGUUUACUCAACAUCACAGCACAACAUGUUUAUAUAAUUGUAUAUAGCAAUUAGUUUCAUUUUUCCCCUUUGUGUGGAAUUCUUUUUUUAUAACAGAUGAAAAUAGAGAAUUGCAUAAUUAUUAUUUAACAUAUUACAGAAAGUUAAGUUCUGUAUUUUGGUGGUUCACAAUUUUAUAACCCAAAUAGCAAUCAGGGCACUGAAAAUAUCAGUAAGGAAUGAUAAAAUGUGAACAUUGGGGAAUGGUUUCUAAAUUUUUACUUUGGAAACAAUUUUUUAAAAAUAUAGUGCCCUUUUCUUUAGCAAUGUAUAAAAGCCAUGUAUAUACUUAAAUAUUUAAUUGAUGUGCAAGAUAGGGGAAUAAAAUCAAGGUGGUACUUUGGUCCAGCAAUGUACUGUCCAGGAAGAGAGUAAAUCUGCAUUAAACUUAAUAAGCAGUCAGUUGGCAUAAGAAAUGUUCUUGCUUCGCAUAUACAAUUGUAAGACAAGAUUUGAAAGUGUUGAGCAUAUAUGCCUUGUGUUCUCACAAAUAGAUGCAAACUGUAGGCGGCUACUGAAGGAGGAAAGGGCCUACUUAAACUUGAUAGCUCAACAUCUAAAGCAUGAUUAAAUACUCAAAUAGCUUUUUGCUUCCUUAUAUAUAAAAGCAUUGUAUAAGUAUAGUUAAUAGAUGUAAGUUUACCAUUUGUAAACAAAUUUCUCGUUUUCAAUGUUUUACAAGCCUUGCUAAUUGAGUAGUGAUGCUUACCUUGGUUGUACAGAUGUACAUUUGUAAACCUUCAUGCUGUAAAUGUAAUAUUUGUUUUACCCCUUUUGGGAAGAAAAUUUGCAUUUUAGUGUAUAUUCAUAUCCCUGUCCCUUUUUGCUUGACAUAGUGUUGUAUAAUGUAAAUUUAUUUCAGCAAAUCAAGACUGAUUUUUUUUAAAAAAAAUUCUAUCUUUAUAUGGUUUCAGAAAUAUGAACCAGGUUUCUUUUAUCUGUUAUGAGGAACUUUUUUUUUAACAAAACUAUUCUGUUAAUAUGGACAUUUGGCGAACUUAAUCACUUUAAACAUUAAUGAUAAUAAAGACAAAUUAAUGGACUGAAAUACUGACCAUACAAACCAGUGCUUCUUCCGUCUUAAAUGUGGCACAAUUUGUUUUUGUACAGAAGAGUACUGUAUUUUUGAACAGCUUACUUCAACCUAAAGCAAAUAUGUAUGAUAAUAUCAAUUUUUCUCUGAACAUGACGCUGUAACAGUAAGAUAAAGGUGUACAUUUACAAGCGGCCUUAUGUACAUUUCCCAGUUUCCUUUUUAAGGCAGAAUUGUGACCAUAUGUGUAUAAUUAAAAUCCUUUUUAAUCCUUUGCCUAUGAAAA